AUGCGGAAGAAGGCGGACCCGCAGAGGGCUGCAGAUACUGACUGCACCGUUGUCGCAGCACCGAAAUGGCGGUACGUGCAGUGCAACAUCAAGGGGAUGCUGGCGAAACGGGAAGAACAACGGGCCAACGGGUCGGCAGCGGCGGCGAAGACGAAGCAGACGGCGGGACGGACAGGCCGGGACAACAUGGAGGACGGGAUUUCGGGCGACAGUCGCAAGGCGUCGUCGAGCGACAAGAAUCACAUCACGCUGCGCAGCCGGCGCGUGCGCACAUCUGGAAGUAGCGAAAGCAGUGGUCUUUUGGGCGGCCGUCUCUUGGCCGGCAACGAGCCGCCCGUAACCGCUAUGUUUCCCGUGACAGCUGUCACUCAGAGUGCCGCCUCGGACGUCGAGCAGCCGCACGGCGCCUCGCCGUGCGACAAGCGGCGGCAGUCCGGGGAGGAAGGGUUGAGCGUGUACAAGCGGCGCCGCAUGAGCUCCUUGCCGCCCGCCACGCACCCGCUCGCUUCCCUGCCCACCAAUGCCGUUAGGGUUAGCUCCGCUGCUCCGCCCGGCGGGGAGCAGAGCGCGGGAAGCACGGUGAGCACGGCUGGCGCGGACGCAAAAGCGGAGUCAAGCAGCGGAGAGAGGGAAGCCGGCAGUAGAGACGCGCCUGCUGCUGCUGGCUUGUGCGCGCAAGAACCUCAGGCGCAGGCGCUCGCGCAGGGACAGGCGGAUCUACAGGCGUGCGCGCAGCCGUGCGAUGGGCGGCAGGCAAGCGGGGAGUGGAUGGAGGCCGUUGAUCCCGCUGGUCCCGCGGUGCUGGAGGUCGAGGUGGCGGGCGAGGUGGCGGUGGCGCUGCACCGCGUGCCCCCGCGCGCGCCGCCACCCGCGCGGCUGCUGCACCCGGCGGUGGCUUUUGAGAGCUCUGAAGAGGCAACGGCUCUUCGCCCUGCUGUGUGCGUAGUGGAAGCGGGAGGGGGCGCGGAGGUAGCAGCCGUGGCGGUGCUUGCGGCGAGCCCUGUGGCGGGGCAGGCGGGCAGCCCGCACGAGUCGAGCCACGAGCACGCGGACGGGGACUCGCUGGGGUGCGGCUCCGACUGCGCCAUCUGCUUCCGCGCGUCAGGAGAUGGGGAGGCAGCGGCGGUGGUGCAGAGCUGUGAGGGGAACGCCGCUGACACACGCGCUGGAGGCGAAGUGGGUGGAGACAAGGAGAGCGGGGACAAGGGGAGGGAUGCGGAUGGUGGGGACAAGGAGAGCCAUGGCACGGACGGCAGUGGGAAGGACGGGGGUGCGAAGGUCGCGCUUACCAUGCCAGGGCCGAACGGGGUCAUAUCUGGGGAGCCAGGCUCUUGUGCCCAAGCCUCCACUUCCGUGCCCGCCUUGUCCCCCCUUGCUCCCAUGUCCGAGUCCCCCUCCAUUGCCCAUACCGGUUCAGGCGCACCCAAACCAGCGGGCGAGGCGGGCAGCCCGUGCGAAGCGGGCAGCCCCUGGGAAAUACCGGGGGCGGGCGGGCAGCAGAGAAGCGAGGGGAAGGCGGAAGGGGGCGAGAAGAGCGGGUUGGAGGGCGGCGUGGGAGGGGUGCAGGCGAGUCAGGGAGUGGUGGCUGCGAAGACUGAGGCCGUUUGCGAGGAGGUGAUGGAUACGCGCGAGCAGAUGGGUGGGGAGACAGGAGACGUUGGGGCUGGAGGAGCAAACAUGACAGAGGACGAGAAGAAGGGCGUAGUGAGGGAAAGCGCUUUGAAAGACUUAGGCUCGAACGAGGUUGACAUGAAAGUGCCUGUAGAGAUAGAGGGUGCUGCGGUGGCGAAGGCAGAAGGAAGCGGCGAUGCUGGGGGUGAUACAGGCAAGGCGAGUGUCGGCAGCAGAGGGAAGAAAGUUGGCAGCAGCGGUGGUGUGAAGAGGGAAGAUGAGGUGACGGUGAAGGCGGAGCGAUCAGGGAGUGAGGGUGGUGGUUUAGCGGAGGGAGAGGGCAGAGCAGUGGGAGGGGGUGGGAGUGAGGGAGGAGGGGCGGAGGCCAUGGUGGUGGAUGAUCCCGAGGACGACGACCUCGCCUUCAGCAAGCGCCGCCUCUUCCCUGAUGGGCCCCCUCUGCCUGCUGCUGCUCCCAGGCCUCCUCUUCCUCCUCUGCCCCACCUUGCCCCUGCAACGGCUGUGCCCGCUGUUGUAUCAGCGCGGGUACAGGUGAAGAGUAAGGCGGGUGGGAGCGAGGGUGUACCUGUGAAACGUGUGGUCGCAACUCAUGCCGCUGUACCUGCCACUGCCAAGGCUGCUGCCCAUGCACAGCUGGACAAGAAGGGGGGGCAGCAGGUACGGGAGGAGGUGGAAGGAGGGGUGGUAGCAGCAGCAGCAGCAGGAGCAGGGCAGGGGGAGAAGAGCCGGCUGACGCCAAAGCGGCGGCGGUUGAUAGAGAGCUACGUGGACCGGCUGAUGGCAGACCUGCAGCGCCCUCAGUGGAUGGAGCUGCCAUUGGCUGGAGUGGAUCCAAGGGCUCUCAUCGGCCGGCUGUGCAAGGUAUGGCUGUUGAAUACUCUCUUUCCUUUCUACUGCUUCAUCUCCCCCGCCCCUGCACAGCACCAGGCUGCUGCCACCUGUGUCUCUCCGCGCCACACCAUGCUGCCCUGCCCUGUGUCGUCCAUGCAUGUGUGUGCCCAACAGGUGUACUGGCCGCUGGACGAGAGGUGGUACGCGGGGCUGGUGUAUGCGUAUGAUGCACGCACGGGCAAGCACCAGGUGCGAGACCACAGGGCCGCGGACCAGGGGGGUGCGCUCAAGGGCAAGGUGGAGGGGGCGGGGGCGGGGGCGGGGGCGGGGGCGGGGGCGGGGGCGACGGCCGGUGCGGGGGCAGGGGCUGUUGGGUGGGAGGGCGCAGGGGGGCCGCUGGAGGAGCUGAAGCUGGGGCGGUUUGGCGCCAAGGAGCUCGUGUGGGCUCGUGUCAAGGUUGCUCAGGCGAGCCUACUCUCUUCUCACACGUGCGACUUGUGUCGCACCUCACUCCCGUCCAAUCCCCUCUCCGACAGGUUCCUGCUGGUGGAGGAGCUGCCGGCGAAGAUGGCGUUUCUGCACGGGUCGGGGUCGGAGGAGGGCAGCGACGACGGCAGUGAGGAGGAGUCGGGCAGCGAUGGGAGCAGUGCCGAGGGCAGCCAGGGAACAAGCGGGGAGGGCAGUGAGAGGAGUGGCAGUGGGGAGGAUAGCCAGAGCAGUGGGGAGGAGGGGACGGGGGCAGCAGAGGCGGAGGAUGGGGAGGGGCAUGGGCGCAAGGGGGUGAAGGUGGUAGGCAGUGGGGGCAGGGGUGGGGCGGAGGUGGGGGGACGGGUGGCGGUGGUGGGAGGCAAGGUGGGGGAUGGGCGUGGCGUGGGGCAGGCAGGGGCGAGCUCAGAGGGGGGAGAGGGGGCAGAGGCGGACGGGGAGGGGAAGGGUGUGGAGGCGAGGAGGAGCGGGGGGCAGGCAGCGGGGUCAGAUGUGGUGAUGGGGGGUGACUCCGCCACCACUGCCACGUCCCCGCCCUCCCUGCCCCUUCACAUCGGCUCCCUCACCCUGCUCUCACUCGGGCGGGUGUUGCCGGGUGCACCUGGAUUCCACACGGCGCAACACAUCUACCCUCUCGGCUACAAGGCUGUCCGCCCCUUUCCCUCCGCCCAAGACCCACGUGUGGUGGUGAAUCACGUCAUGGAGAUCCUUCAGCAAGCACCCCCUCCGCCUCCUCCUCCCCCGCCGCCUCAUCCUCCGCCGCCCAUUGCUGCACCUUUGCCAGCAGCAGCGCCAUUUGUGCCGUCGGGGGAAGGGGCAUGGCGGCGCCCGCAGCUGAGGCAGACGCCACAGCGCAUGCAGCAGCAGCAGCAGCCCAAGGGGGGCAAGAAGCCACAGCAGAAGAAACAGCAGCCUGGCGCCUCUGGGGGUGCUGCUGGAAACACCCCGGUGCCUGGUGGUCCAAUCUUCCGAGUCACCCCAGAAGGCUCUGAUCCGGUGGAGGGUCCAUCACCCGGCGAGUGCUGGCGCAUCAUCCAGAGGCGCGUGGCGGAGGCCAAGCGCCUGCUGCUGCAGCACCUGCACCCGCCCAGCACAGGCGCAGGGGGAGGGGCAGGCGGAGGGGCAGGGGCAGUUACAGGGGUAGGGACAGGGAGUGGAGGCACGGGGGGAGGGGAGGGGAGGGCACAGAGGGGCGGGCCGAUGAUGGUGCCGCUGUCGGUGCUGCUGCAGCGAGGGGAGGGCAGCGGUGGUGCAGUGCUGCGUGCUGGGGCAGAGGGGGCCAGUGGUGGCAGGGCAGGCGCGGAGGCAGAGGGGGGUGAUGGUAGCAGGGCAGGGGCGGAAGCAGAGGCUGCGGGGGGUGAUGGGGGCGAAGCAGGUGCAGAGGCGGAGGAGCAAGAGAGAAUAGGAGCUGUAAUGAGCGGUGGCAAUGGGGCGGAUGAUGGGCAGGCUCAAAUGGAAGGCACACAGGGGGCAGAGAGGGAUGGCGGGGGUGGGGGAAGAGAGGGCGCUGUGGGGCAGGGAGGGGCAGAGGCGGAAGCAAUGGAGGUGGAUGGGGGCGCAGGGGACAAGAGGGGGGACGCAGCAGCAGGCGUCCAAGGGGGCUCGGCGCAGGGGGGGUUGCCUGCAGGGGACCCUCUCAGAUGGGCCUUCCCCCCUGCCUCUGCAGCGCGUCCCCUCGCCGCCUCCCCCUCAUCCGCGCCCCCGCUCACCCCCUCACCCCUGCGGCCGCCGUGGCAGGCGGUGGCAGCACAAGGCACGGGGGGCGGGGCAGCGCAUGGCAGUGGCAGCCCGCGGUGUGGGGCGGAGUGUGGCGGGGUGAGUGGGGGGUGGGGUGGCAGUGGUGGCAGCUGUGGCAGCGGGGGCAGCAGGGGCAGCGGGCGGUGUGGGGCGUGGCUGCCGUCACACCACGUGCGGUCGGGGGCACAGAUGUUUGGCCUCACCCACCCACGCGUGGCCCAGCUCAUUCAGGGCCUACCCAACGCCAGCCGCUGCCAGCAGUUCACCGCGUGGGUCAACGCCCCUCGCCCCGCGCCUGCAGCCCACACUGCGGACGCCAGCAGGGGCGAGAAGGCACGGCAGGCGACUGCGCAGGCGAAGCAGCAGGGGGAGGCGGCCCAGGGGGCGCGCGGGGGGCCCGCGGUGGUGAAGGAGUCGCGGCUGCCGGCGGGGUUCAAAGCGGUGGAGUACCGGCAGGCGUCCCUCGACCGCUGUGACGUGUGCUGCCUCUCUGAGGAGUACGAGGACGAUCAGCUGCUGCAGUGCGACAGCUGUCGCAUCAUGGUCCACAUGGCGUGCUACGGCGUCAGAGAGCCGCCAGAUGGUGGGCUGUGGCUGUGCGACGUGUGCAGCAAGUACGAGCGCCAGGGCAAGCGCGAUGCCAAGCCCCUCUGCUGCCUCUGCCCCGUGCAAGGGGGAGCCAUGAAGCGGACGGUGCACGGGCUGUGGGCGCACCUGGCGUGCUCUCUCUGGAUCCCAGAGACAUCAUUUGUGAACAUCAAGCGCAUGGAGCCCAUCACUGGCUUUGAUGACAUCCCCAAGGCGCGGUGGCAGCUGCGGUGUUGUGUGUGCCGCAUCCCCCACGGGGCGUGCAUACAGUGUGCGGCGGGGCAGUGCUACACCGCCUUCCACCCGCUCUGCGCUCGCCUCAAGGGCUACCCCAUGCUGACGUUGGACAUGAGUGAGGAGAGCAUGGAGCGCAGUCGGCUGCACGGCACGGUGGUGGGGUCGGUGGCCAUGAUCUGCUUCUGCCCGCGCCACCGCGCCCGCGCCAAACCCCUCCACGCCACGCCCUCCCUCCCCCCCCACCCCUCCGCGCCCUCCCCCUCCCCUGAACCCACCGCUGCUGCUGCUCCCACUCGCCCGCCCUUCCCCGCUGGAACCGGAGGGGGCAGCAGCGAGGGCGGGUGUGAGAUGGACAGCAGCCGGCGGGAUGCACCGCUCGCUGGCAGGGCGGGUGGAGAGAGAGUGCUGUGCGCUCGAACAGAGCCCUUCGAUGCGCGCAUACGGAGGGGGCGCAGGGAGCCGGACGCAGUGGCAGCCUUUUUGGCGAAGCGGUCGUUUCUGGAGAACGUGCCCUUCGCCAUCUGUGGGCGGCGCCAGGAGCAGCGCCGCGUGCACGGCCCGUCCGUGGUGGAGGCCGUGCGCGCACACAUGCAGCACGCCGCCUCCCACCCCGCCCAGGAGCACGGCGCAGAGGACGGGCACGUGGGCGCGGUGGGGGAGGGGCACGGCAGGGCAGGGCAGCAGGAGGUGUGCCGUGAUGCGGAGGGGGUGAGGGACGUGGGGCCAGGGGGGGGCGUGCAUGUGAGCAGGCUGCGGCGGUUGCUGCACUCGGGGCUGGUGGGGGGCGCGGAGGGGCAGGAGGGGCAGGCGGGCGGCGGGGAGGGCGAGGUGCGGUCGAUGUCGGACCGCUUCCGCCGCAUGAAGUCCACCCAGCAGCAGCGCCUCGCCUUCGGCAAGUCAGCCAUCCAUGGGUGGGGUGUGUUCGCCAAGACGCCUCAUCGGGCCGGCGACAUGAUCAUAGAGUACGGGGGCGAGGUGGUGCGGCCAGUGGUGGCGGACUUGAGGGAGAGGCGCUGCUACGACUCACUCGUGGCGAGUGCGGAGGAGCGCAUUGUCAUCUUCGCCCGCCGGGACAUCAUGGCCGGCGAGGAGCUCACCUACGACUACCGGUUUGACUCGCAGGACGAGCAGUUGGCGUGCAACUGUGGCAGCAGUGGGUGCCGUGGCGUGGUGAACAUUCUGAGGGGCGACGAUGAUGACGCCGAUGGUGACGUGGCCAUGUGGGCCCCUCGCAGCGAGCUACAGCCCUGGCAGCCCCCCACCGCCCCCCUGUGA
Molecule: messenger RNA, 6786 nt
Organism: Closterium sp. Yama58-4
Lineage: Eukaryota; Viridiplantae; Streptophyta; Zygnematophyceae; Desmidiales; Closteriaceae
Source: the annotation of a GenBank genome assembly